Nasonia vitripennis (jewel wasp) is the source of this 4699-nucleotide messenger RNA. It is a transcript of the gene Dll, whose product is annotated as homeotic protein distal-less. Gene Ontology annotation, biological process: regulation of transcription by RNA polymerase II. The coding region runs from base 1139 to 2389 and encodes 416 amino acids. The transcript has 5 exons. Lineage: Eukaryota; Metazoa; Arthropoda; Insecta; Hymenoptera; Pteromalidae. The record is from RefSeq and is a predicted model, not a curated record. Gene Ontology annotation, molecular function: RNA polymerase II cis-regulatory region sequence-specific DNA binding; DNA-binding transcription factor activity, RNA polymerase II-specific.
UAUCAUUAUACCGGUCCACGCCGCGCGGUGUGCACUGUGUGUUGUGUGUGGCGCGCUGCAGCAGUAGUUAACAACUGAGCGAGCAAGGCGCGCGUGUUCCUCUCGCGGCUGGAGCAGCAGUCGUUGUCCGAGGUUCCUCUUUGGACCGUCUUCGCGGGCGCUCGCGCGCGCGCUCCACCCCGGUGGUUUUGCGUUAUUAUCCUCAUCAUCAUCAUCGCCAUCAUCAUCAUCAUCAUCAUCAUCAUCACCCUCAUCAUCAUUCGGAGAGUUGUAUACGCGUCGUGCUCUCGCGGCGUUUAAUAAGCCCGUCGUGCUCUCGGUGCUCUCUCCGUCGCCCUGCUGCCUCCGAAAUAUUUCUCGAGGAUUAGUGUGCCUACGCCGAGAUAUACCAGCAGCAGCGGCAGUUGUUGACCAGUGAGUGAUGGUACGCAAGCCGCUUACGUAAGGAUCCGCCGCAGCUGCAAUGAGACGCUGCCAAUCCUGAUCGCCGUCGGCGCGCUACCGCGCAGUGUGAUAAAUCUAGUAGGUAGUAGAGUACGCAAGCCACAGGACCAGCAGCGCCGGCCAGAAAGUGUGUGAUAGUAGAGCAUGCGGUUGAGGAACUGGAUCGUCGGCCUCAGCUCCAGGAGAAGCUGACCCGCGCGCGCACCGCGGAGUGUAUAACCGAGGCCCGAGAGCCAGUGCGUGAGAAACAGUAGUCGGACACCGGACAGCGGCUCGCGAGUGCUCCUCGACGGAUAACAGUGUGCCAGUGCUUCUCGCGCGAGGAUGAGUCCCCGAACCGGCUGAUCCUCCAGCGCGCGCUUCUCGUCCCCCCCCUCAAAUAUAUAUAUAUAUAUAUUUAUAUAUAUAUAUAUAUACACACAUCGGGAAACGUCAGCCAGGAUCGAUCGACGGCCCCCUUGCUCGGCAGCGCAGGACGCCCCAGAGGACGGCACUGCCCGAAGGGACCAGCUGAGGGAGACUGGCCCCGCGGGACCCAGCGGAGGAGGCGGAGGCGAGGAGGUUGCGGGGCUGCGACUCGGUCGCGUCUAAGGUGGAGCUCCGGGGCGCCACGACGACGCUCAAUUUCACGGACCUGGGGAGCCCAUUCGGGGCGGGCGACCCCUGUCCGUCGAGCACCCCGACCCCGAACAGCAUGUCCGGCGGAGGCGGCGGCGCCGGGACCCCGGGCGCCGCGCCCAACAGCGGCACGCCCGGGGCCGGCGGCAGCACCGGCUCGGACCUCGAGCAGCACAUGGGCCACCAGGGCAUGGGCUCGGUGACCCCAGGCCCCGGCGGCAACGGGCCCGACAGCGCCUCCAGCACGCCCGUCAGCCAGAGCGGCAAGUCCGCCUUCAUCGAGCUCCAGCACAAUAACCUGUACAACCCGAGCGGACUGAGGGCCGGCGGCUACCCGGGCGGGCACAACGUUCCCGGGGCCCACCAGUUCUCCCAGCACGUGGGCGGACUGGGUGGCCACCAGGGCGGCCAGCCCGGCGGCGGCAACCAGCAGCACGGGCCCGAGACGGGCUUCCCCAGCCCCAGGAGUGCGCUCGCCGGCUACCCCUUCGCGCCGAUGCACCAGCACAACGCGUACGGUUACCACUUGUCGUCGUACGCGCCCCAGUGCCCGUCGCCGCCCAAGGACGGCGAGUACCCGAACUGGUGGUGCAUGUUCGCAGACCUCUCGCCGUUGGACAACAAGGGCGGCAUCGUGGACGAGCUCGGCGGCGGCGGUGGCGGCAGUCUGAGGAACGGCAAGGGCAAGAAGAUGCGUAAGCCCAGGACGAUCUACAGCAGUCUCCAGCUGCAGCAGCUCAACAGGCGGUUCCAGAGGACGCAGUACCUCGCGCUGCCCGAGCGGGCCGAGCUCGCGGCCAGUUUAGGACUGACGCAGACACAGGUGAAAAUCUGGUUUCAAAACAGAAGGAGCAAGUACAAGAAGAUGAUGAAAGCGGCGCAGCAGGGCGGCGGUGGCGGCGGCGGCCAACACGGUAGUCUACUGGCCGGCGGCACUGCGCUGCCCGGCGGACCGUCGCCACAGCCUGGACAGCCCGGUGGACUUAUGCAAGGAGGAGGCGGCAGCUCAGUCUCGGGCAGUCCGACGACGGGCUACCUGGGCGGCAUGGGCGGCGGACCGGGCGGUCACACCCCGGGCAGCUCGAGCCCCGGCAGCGAGAUGUCACCCCAGCACAACGAGAGCCCACCGGCGCCCGCCUGGCCAGGCGAGAUGAAACACCAUCCACAUCCGCACGCGCCUCCGCACAGCCAUCACCACCCGCACACGGCCGGGCAUCAUCCGCCCCCGCCACCCCCGCCGCCCCAUCACGCGGGCUACAUGCCACAGUACUCCUGGUACCAGGCCGACCCCAAUCCCGGAUUGCUCACGGUGUGGCCGGCAGUCUAACGAAGCAGCGCUCGACAAUCGUCCGGGACCUGUUUGAGAAGCUUUCAACGAGUCGACGUCUUGGCCGUCGGCGCGACAAGAAACUGUACUACCUAAAACAAUUGAACUCGAGCUGGGACAUACGGAGCGACGAGUGCGUAUCUGCUCCGAUCCACGGAAUAAUUAAUACGCAUACGCCGAGGAGCUCGGCGCGUUGUCGUCCGAUCUAUUAAUCGAGAUGCAUCAAGCGAUGCAUAUAGUGAAGUGUGAUCUCGUGAAUCGCGUACUAGGAAACAAAUAACGAGAGGAUAUUAUAAUAUAGAGGAGAGAGAAGGGAAUCGUUACACGACGAAGAGACGUGUAUAUUGUAGGCAAAUGUCGCAUCCGUGCGACGUAUACCCGACGAUCCGCCGCGCUUAUGCAAAAUACGCGGGCGGACCUUUCGAGUGGCAUGACAUAAAUGUACAAAGGAGCUGCGUGGCGGGAUACGCGAGAAAGCAAAUUGAGCGUUUUCAUUCUGGAGGAAUUUUUCUUGUUUCAUACGUAGGCAACGAUCCGGCGCGGACCUCGAAUAAUAGCGUUUGCGCGAAAAAAGCUCUCUCCGCUCCGUCUCUCUCUCUCUCUCUCUCUCUCUCUCUCUCUCUCUCUCUCUAUCUCUUACCUUCUUCUCUCGUUUUUUUUUCACUUCUCGCGUGCGCAAGCAGAAGUAUACGGGGAAAAAGAGGAGAUUCCUCGCGCGGGAAAAAUGUCUCAAGGCUCUUCUCUCCGCUGAUGCAGAGUCGUUUUAAAUAUCGAGGCUUAUCGUGCGCAAGUCGGAGACGCAACCGCGCAUGAAAGGAGGAAAAAGCGUUGCCUCAGCGAGGCCGGUGUCGUGACUGUGCUUACGGCUACCGGAGAGCCCGGAAAAAAUGAGGGAGAAUUUAGGAGAGCCGCGCGCGCGGCAAGUUGCACAAAUUUCUUUCUCGCGAGGAGAUAGCGGGUAAUGACAUUUUCGUGAGCGGCUAGCGAAUUUCGCGCUGUGGCAAUGUGUAUACGAAUCCACGGCUGCUGGUGACGCAAGGAGCUCUUGAAUUUUUCGUCGCUUUUCUUGCCUGCCGCGGAAUCGAUUAUAAAAGCGUUGCGUAAUCGACGAGCCACUGACCUAGAUCCGGCCCGUUUUUUUUUUUUGUUAGAAAAAACAUGCACUUUGGAAUCGUCGCGCACGGGAUCGAGCGUUUCCUCCCACGUUUUCGUCAACGAACAAAGUACGCAGGCAACGGUCGAUCCGAGAACACACCGCGACGAUCCCCGAGUGCUCGUGUAUACUCACCCUCGCCGCGAGUCAGCUGUAAAUCGACGAUGUGUGUGUAAGGAGGCGAGUUGUAUAAAGGUUAUUGGAAUCGCUUCUCUUCGCGCAGGAUUAAGAGGCGUGAACGCGAGAUACGCAUAUAAGUUCGCAGCCAGGCUGCGAAUAUUUCGGUGCAAUAAAUAAUUAAUCGAGUGAAAGAGUACAAGAGCGAUAUUCGAAGACUCUUCAGUUCCUAUGUCAAACACUGGCGAAACGAGAGAAGCGAAACUCGAACACACGCGGAUCGAGGGUGAGACGCGACGAAAUUUUCGAGCCGCGAAGGAACGAGAGGAAGCUCCGAGAGAGAGAGAGAGAGAGAGAGAGAGAGAGAGAGAGAGAGAGAGAGAGAGAGAGAGAGAGAGAGAGAGAGAGAGAGAGACGAGCGACAUGGGAGGCAAGAACGAGCAAAAGUGAAAGAGAGAGAGAGAGAGAGAGAGAGAGAGAGAGUCGUGUAGAAGUUUACUAGCGUUACUAGUUCCGACGUGAAUCUACAAAAAAAAGAGGAAAUCGAUUCACGAGCAGUGUUCGAUUUCUUAUCACGCGUGUACAUAUAUAUAUUACGAGAUAGAGAGAAAGAGCGUCGGGACCCACCCACCCCCUUUUACCAUCAGCCCACCUCCCGAUUAUCCCCCUCUACCCCCGCCCCCUUCCGCGUCCCAUCUUAGCACGUAAGUUGUAAGUGGAUCUGUGUAAAAUAUAAUAUUGUGAUAAGAAUGUAAAAAAAAAAAAUAAACAAACUGUGGCGGAAGACUCGGGAUUCCGAGGCACGGAGUGCGUCGCGCUCCGCGCUUCGGGACGCGAGAGCGCGCGCGAGCGAGGAGAGCGCGAUUCCCCCUGCGAUUUGUGCUAUUUCACCGAGAGACGAAACAAAAUGAAUAAAAAAAAAUUGAGAGAAGCAGAGAGAAACUCUUGUACGAAGUAUAGAUUACAGAAAAAAAAACUAAAAUACCUUAAUUAUGAUUAAUAUUGUAUAAAAUAUGAAUAAUAUAAACUAAUUAAUUCAA